Motacilla alba alba is the source of this 2661-nucleotide messenger RNA. It is a transcript of the gene TNFRSF13B, whose product is annotated as TNF receptor superfamily member 13B. Gene Ontology annotation, molecular function: protein binding. The record is from RefSeq and is a predicted model, not a curated record. Gene Ontology annotation, cellular component: plasma membrane. The transcript has 5 exons. Lineage: Eukaryota; Metazoa; Chordata; Aves; Passeriformes; Motacillidae. Bases 83 to 820 code for a protein of 245 amino acids.
GCCAUGCAGGGGCUCGGCGCUGCCGCUCGCGGGGCCAUGGCUGGAGCCCAGGGGCAGUAGCCACUGCUGGAGAGCCACAUCCAUGGAUGGGCCACGAGCGGGGCAGGAUGCCAUGAAGAACUGCACUGACCAGGAGUACUGGGACACCCUCGUUUCCCAGUGCAUCCCCUGCAGCCUGGCCUGCAGGCAGUCCCUGGCCAGGAAGUGUGAUGCUGUGUGUGAGUCCAUGGACUGCAACAAGAGACCUGGGUUUUACUACGAUGAUCUGGUGAAGAACUGCAUCAAGUGCAGCUCGGUGUGCGGGCAGCACCCCCGGGAAUGCGCCCUGUCCUGCGAGCCCACGCCCGCGGGGCCGGCGGCGGUGCUGGAGCAGAAGGCGUGCGCGGAGCAGGAGCCGUGGCUGGUGCUGUACCUGCUGCUGGGGCUCUGCCUCUGCAGCCUCCUCUGCUCGCUGCUCCUGGGCUGGACCCACCUGCGCAGGAAGGGAGAGAGCUCCUGCCAGCCCAGCGCCGGCACCUGCCACUGCAGGGAGGACCCUGCCAAAGAUGGGCUGGUGGAAGCUGGCAGCGUUGCUGAUGGAUUCACCAGCAUCAGAAUCCCAGAGCCAGUGGAAACCUGUGGCUUCUGCUUCCCUGGACAUGGCUCUGCUGUACAAGAGACCAAAUCCUGCCACAGCAGCUCCUGCCACCCCGGGGAAAGGGCUGCUCCCUCCUUCUCUGGAAUCUGCAGCACGGGGAGCGCCGGGGCCCUUCCCAGCCCCGAGGACGGCCACUUCAAAAUCAUCUGUUCCCCUGCCCAGGAGAAGACACCCAUGGUGUGACAGAGGGUGUUCCAGCACGGGAUCACAAUGGAGAGCUGCUCUCUGCCCCCAAACCAAAGCUGCUUCACCCCCUGCUGCCUGGAACAGCCUCCACCCAGCCCGGGCUGUGCCAAGGGCUGUAGGACACAGACAGGGCUGGAGGCUGCUCAGAGCUGUUUGCUUCCACUCAGGAAACCAAAUUCCCAUUAUUCUUGUGAAUUCCCAGUGAAAGAAGUCAAUUCCAUGUAGCAGCAUCUGACUUCAUCCUCCAGCUUGACCUGGGUGCAUCCCAGCCAUUGGAGACAUCUCAUGGGGACUUUUCAUCCUGGAUCCACCAGCAGCAUCCCUGCAAAGGAUCCCUGCUCUCCCCAUGGAGAGCUCUCCUCUCCCUGCCUGGAGAUUCCUUCACGAAUCAGAACAAUUUUCAGCACAGCUGUAAACGUCUCAAACGUGGAAUUGGAUCCAAGGAUUUACGGGUGAAAUUGAUAAGGAGCCAGUGUGGGAAGCUGCACUGCCAGUUUCCAGCACUGCCAGGGCUGAUGGUGAGGCUUUGCCUCAGGACCAGGACACGAUGCUGCACAUGAGGAGCUGGGACAGCCACCAAAACCCUCAAUGGAACUGGGUUUCAAUAUGAAAAUUCAUCCAAGGCUGAGAUCUUUCUACAAAACUGGAUUUACAUAUAUCUGACCUGGGUUAUUCUGAGGAGCUGGUAGAAGUGAGGAAUCAGCUGGAGAUAAAGCUGCUUUGAGAGAAUAUUUUUAUCUAACCUGGCUUUGAAAGCCAUCAUGGAAAAAUACGGGUUUCAAUGUGUAAUUUGAAGUUCUCAUUUCCACUAAAGGAGACUAUAGGAUUAAUUUUCUUUUUUUUUUGCAAGGAAUCACUCCUGGUAGGAGCUCAUCCCCUCCACUGUCUUAAACUAGAGCUUUAACCUUGAAAGAAUAAAUGUAGUUCCAUAUAUGCACACCUUGGUGCUGGGAAAGCAGACAGCUGGAGAAAACAUAGUUAUAACAGAUUCUACCCCUUCUAUAUCACACUUUCCUCUAAAUGUAAAUACUUCCUUAUCAUUAAAAAAGGCCUCACCUGGGAGGUGGAGCCUCUCAUUCUGGUCACCUCCACAGUCCAGGGCCUCCCACCCUCCAGACCUUCUCUAUGUCCCAGCACACCUGGAGCCCCUCUUGGCCUCCCCUCUCACGGCAGCAGCUUCCCCAGCCUCAGCUCCCUCCUGUGGCAUCUGCUCCAGGGCCCUCUGCUCUCUGCUCUCAGUUCUGUGCCUUCCUGCCCCACAGCCUCCAACACCCCGGCCCCAAAUCCUGUGCCAGGAAUAUCAACCCAAUUCCUCUAGAACUCCAAAAGCCUUUCAGCCCCUGAAAUCACCUUGGCCUCCGUCCUUGCUCAGCCCCCCACCCCUGCUCAGUCAGCUCUCCCUCAUUCUGCACCCUGGCAUGGAUUAAUCUCUCCCUCAGCUUCCCCAGGCUCUCAGUUCCUGUUCCAGCCCAGCCCCUUUCUUGCCCUCCCACCAUCUCUGGCUCUGCCGUUCAUCUCCUGCAUCCUUCAGCCUCCCUUUCCAUUCGUGCUCUGCUCCUGCUCUGUUCUCCUCGGGUUCCUGUUCCUGCUCACACCUCCUAAGCCUCUUGGCUUCUCCUCACCCCUCGCUCCUGCUGCCUCUGCCCUCCUGCAGCACCACAUCCCCCCCUCAGCUGGGUCCCCCAGCACUGCCAGCCCCACAUCUCCUCCUCCUCGGGGUUUCCCUUCCCGGACUCUGCAGGGAGAAUCCCAGGAUGGUUUGGGUUGGGACGAAUCUUAAAGAUUAUCACAUUCCACCCCUGCCAUGGCAGAGACACCUUCCACCAUCCCAGGGUGCU